AUGCCCAACAUACGAUGUCGAUAUUACGAGGACGAUGGUACUCCGUUAAAUGGUGGAUGUCCCGGUCAGGGCUACAACUGCGGUUUUGUUCAUCCCAGCGAACCCGCAUGGCGAAAUGCACCACCACCUCGUAGUCGGUACCGACCUGACGGACAAUUUCGCGAGAAGGGUGGAGACUGGGGAGGUGGUUGGGGAAGAGACGGUGAGCGAGGAAGAGGAAGGGGGAGAGGAAGGGGAAGGGGAAGAGGCAGAGGCAGAGACUCUUACGGAGAUAGAGGUGACGGGCAUGGCUAUGGGCAUGGGGAUUAUGGCAAUGGAGGCGGGGACUUUGGAGGACCACCUGCAGGAAGCUCAGAUGCUCGCACUCCCACCUGGGGAAACGGGGGUGCGGCUAACUUUGGAGAUCCGCCUGCCUGGGGUGUUGGUGGCGGUGGUGACUGGGGAGCCCCUGUGCCGCCGAACAACAAGGGGAAGGAGAAAGCGAAGGACGUUGACGACACAUGGGGUGGAUGGAACGUACCGACCGCUGCUACCGCAAGCACCGGUGCGCAUGCCGCAGUUGCUCCUGCUCCUGCUCCUGCUCCGGCCGUCGAUGCGAGCGGAUGGGGUAUCCCAUUGGCAGAGGAGAGUGGAGGCGGAGCUGACUCAGUGUGGGAUACGGGAGGCGGAGAAGUCGAGUGGGGUGGUGGCGGGUGGGGAGACGCUGCGGGAUCUGGUGGAGGGUGGGGAGACGCUGCGGGAUCAGGGGAUAACUCUAGUGGUGCAGCAGCAGGAGGUGGAGAGACUGGAUGGGGGAACACCGACGAAGGACCGGCUUGGGGAAAUGCCAGUGAGGAGACCGUCUGGGCAACGGGACCUUUGGCUGGCGAAUCUGCUGGUAACGCGAUGGAUGUUGACGAAACCCUUCCACAACCUCAUCAGCUUGGUGGAAGUGCGUCCCAGCCAUCAGGACGGAUAGCUGCGGACCCCUUGACCUCUGUCAGACAAGAGUUUUCGAAGGUUUUGGGUGAGGAGCGAAAGGGCAAUGACGAAGAUGAUGGUAUUGAACGUGAUAGCGACACCGACGACGACGAUGAUAUGGGCGAACCCAAUGACCCCGAAAGUUUACCUGGGAAGAGGCAGGCCUCUAGGCGAUAUCUCAAGUAUGGCCAGCCCUCACUUCGUUCUUCUCUUCUUCUUUUACCCUUCCUGUCCAUUCAGAUUGGUCUGACGCGUUCUCUCCGAACAGAAUCGUCCAACGAGCUAUCGCUGCUCAACUCAAACUCUCCGAUGCACAAGUCGCUCGUGCGCGGUGGCCAUGCCGCUCGCAUUAUUCUUGACGCCACCACCUCGAAAUACGAAAAUGAGGUGAAUCGGCGGCAGGAGCAGUUGAACAAGGCUUUGACGGGACUGAGAGAUCUACCAACCACGAUGUACGAUUAUGUGAAGGACUUCAAACCGGAGCAGAAACAGAAGCAGGCAGAGCAGUAUCUCGAGGAGGUAAAGGGUUGGGUAAAAAGCUUAAGGCCUUUGGUGGAAGCAGCGGAGCAAAAGGAAAAGGAGGCACAAGCAAGGAUAAACGCACACAUCUUUGACGAUCCUCUGAUGCCCGAAGAACUGGCCCCCAUUUACACCCGUAUUAAGGGACUCGCAGAAGCCAUGGAUGAUCGUGAAGCGAAGCACGACUAUCACGCGUUCAUGAACCUCGAACGAGACCUCAUCUCAGAGCGGAUACAUGCCCGAACAAGGGACAUCGCGACUCCCUAUGCGCGAGCUCAGCUUUCAGCAGAAGACGAGGUGAUGAUGGGGCCAUUAGAUGAAGUAGUUGCGAAAGGAGUCAAGGUUAACUCUCAGCUGGACGACCAAGCGUCCAUGAUUGCAAGCCUCUACGAAGACCAGAAAGUGAUUGGUGGAAGACACGAACAAGUGAACAAACACUUUACUACGAUAGAACCGAGGCUCGUCCAGCUCGAGAAGAAGUCAGCAGAAGCUCAGCAGACUGUUAAUGAGAACGAGAAACAACUCGAAAAGCUCAAAGCCGUCUUCGCCGCCUAUCAGGCCCGCCUCCCACAACACCCGUCGACUGUCUCUCCAGACCUGAUCCUCGAGCAGCUGACACCACAUAUUGAGAAACAAGCCGAGGACAAUCUACGUCCUACAUUUAAAGGCCUACAUGCGACACUUCACGACAGAUUAGAGGACCACCAGGCCUCUCUGUACGACGCGUUGCACGGACAGGUUCUUCCACUCUUCGAGAUGAUGGCUCCUGCGCGAAUGUGGAUGAACGGGAUGAUAGAAGCUGAGGCCAGAGGAGCAGAGGGUUCGUGA
Molecule: messenger RNA, 2307 nt
Organism: Stereum hirsutum FP-91666 SS1
Lineage: Eukaryota; Fungi; Basidiomycota; Agaricomycetes; Russulales; Stereaceae
Exons: 5
Coding region: 1-2307 (768 amino acids)
Source: RefSeq, a predicted model, not a curated record